UACAGAUACAAGUGGUCUUUCUCACAGGGCUGCAGACACAAUUUACAACACUGUAGGGAAAACAGAACACAGCCAACAUUCCCUUUAGCUCAGGGCUGUUUUGUUAAAGUAGCAACCAGACUGCUGUGGAAAACCAGUAGCAAAGUAAAUAGGUCCACUGGUCACCAGCAGACCGUCCCUUCAACUGUUUCCUUUGGAUUUCACAUUUAGCCCCAGCGGACAUCCAUCUGAACUAAUUCAACUGCAAGGCAGUGUAUACUGCUGCAAGCUGCCUUGUCUCAAGGUUGGGACCAAUCUCAAAAUCAUGGAGUCUUCCACUGAAGGCAAUUACUUCCUGAGCGUGACCCCUGUGCCUACGCACAACCUCAGCUCCCAGAUCCACCAGGACUCAUACUUGCAUAAAUUGGCCCACCUGGACGAGGCCCUUUACAAUGACUUCUACAGCUUGUGGAUAGCCCUGAUCGUGAUCAACGUCCUUAUCUUCCUUGUGGGCAUCCUCCUGAACAGCCUGGCUCUGUACGUCUUCUGCUUCCGCACUAAACCCAAGACAACAUCAGUGAUCUACACUAUCAACCUGGUGAUCACCGACCUCCUGGUGGGCUUCUCUCUGCCCACCCGGAUCAUCAUGUACUACAGUGGAGGGGUCUGCCUCACCUGCUCCUUCGUGCACAUCUUCAGCUACUUCGUCAACAUGUACUGCAGCAUCCUCUUCCUCACUUGCAUCUGUGUGGACCGCUACCUUGCCAUUGUCCAAGUGGAGGCCUCCCACAAGUGGAGGAACCAAAACUACGCCAAGGGCAUCUGCAUCUUCAUAUGGCUCUUCGCCAUCGUGGUGACCUACUCCAUCCUGACCACGGCAAUCAAGUACGCCGCUUGCUGCCUCUCCAAGCUCUUCGCCCUGACCGUCUUCGAGUUCCUCGUGCCCCUGAUCAUCAUCGUGGUCUUCACCAUCCGCAUCAUGUGUGCCCUGUCCAGGCGCGGCCGGAUGCAGCAGAGCCGCGAGCGGAGAAUGCGAGCUGUCCAGCUGCUGGUUACCGUGCUGGUCAUCUUCAUGAUCUGCUUCACCCCCUUCCAUGUCCGGCAGGUGCUGGUCUAUGCAUACCCAGACAUGCCCCACCACGUCAGCCUGAUCGUCUACCACGUCACCGUCACCCUCAGCAGCCUCAACAGCUGCAUGGACCCCAUCGUCUACUGCUUUGUGACCAACAACUUCAAGUCCACCAUGAAGGGCAUCUUCCGCAAGCCAGAGGCGGAGCAGACCAGCAGGGACAUCGCCAGCAUGCAGAAGAGCUCCAAGGGCUCGGGGACUGCCAUUGCAGUGACCAACACCAUGAUGAUGAACGCCUGCAGACCCCCUCUGCACUAGUGAAGCAGCGUCUUUCAGGGACUUUGCUGUACCUUUCACUGGAUGAAAUACAGUUGAACACAAACGUAUUGGCCCCCUACACUUAACUAUAGGAUCAUUCAAGACAUGUUAAGUGCUUUUGUUUUUUUUUAUAAGGCGUGUUUGUUAAACUACCAGAAAUUGUGUGUUUUGGUUUUUGUCAUAGUAAUUAGUGGCUAAUGUUCACCAAAUGCUUCCAUUUAACAUGUUUUCUUGAAUUAUCUUUUGUUAAGUGUAGGGUCCCUGUACUGUAGCUAUCUACCUAUACUGUACAUCAAUGUGUUUUGUGUGUAUAUAUUUACUGUUUAUAUUUAUAAAGGCAGUAUUUUUUUCCAUGCAUGUGUAAUGGGUUAUAAAUAUUAUUUUCUUCUGCGCUGCUUGGGAAAUUCUUUUAAGGUGUGUUGUUAAUGAUGGGCUGUGGGUGAAAAUAAUUGUUUAAAGUUACAAAGUGUGGCAUUGAUACACGGUUUAUAAGACCAGCCCUCAUUUCUGUUCAGUAGUAUUGUAAUCAUGUGAUCAAAGUGCCAGAUUUUUAAAAAGAAUGUUACAAUGGACUUUUCAAACUCCACUCAAUAUUUGUCAAUACAGGGUGCAAAUUAACAGGAAAGGCCAGAACAAUUAUCAAACCUUGGGGAUCAGGGAGGGUUAUAAGGAUAGCAAUACCGCUCACUGGGAUCUACAAUAAGGAACUUGAAAUCAAGGACACAGUGAUUUCAAAUGUAACCUGACCCUGUUCACAAUUUGUUGUACAUAAUAAAUAUACGAACAAGUAAUGGUGUUUUUCCAUCUAAUAAUUCCAAUUGGCAUUGCACUUCUUGUACAGUGUAUUGUCUGCAGCCUUAUAGAAAGAGGCAGAGACUUUACUUUGUCUGUUCAACUGGAGUAAGUGUGAUCUGGAUGACUGUACACAUUUUUUCUUACUGGCAAGGUCAAUACAAUGAAAUAUAAAUAACUCUUAUGCCAUAAUAACCAGACUUAUUAUAUAUCCUUCAUGUGACCUUCUGAAAUAGAGUGCAAGGAUGCACCAGAUAUUAAGUUGUGUUCAUCUAUACUGUAGCUUUGAAAAUAAAACUAAAUAUAUGCCCAUAUUGCAAAACGUGAGAAAGCUGAUGGUUGAUGGUUAUAUAUACUGAGUAGCAUUUACUGGUAUUGUUUUGUUAGCUUUUUUGUUUACAUAUAACAUUUAUUAGUCAACUCUCAUGUGAAUAUCAAGGGACCAGCAAAAGAAUGUCUUAUUAGUAUUUUUUAUUGCAUGCUGUCAGUUUAUAUUAAAGUUAUAAUGACACUGAAAUUAAUUUUUAAUUAUAGUAUAGUAAAAAGUAUUGUAGCAGAGUGGUGGCAGCACUGUUCAGGGCUGUGCAGUCAGAGACAGCAGCUGCAGCAGGAGCAGGGUGGGGUGGUCACUGGACUGUGGACUGAGUGGAUUCAUUCUCAUUGGUUGUGUUAUAUCCGUUCGGUUUGUUUUCUGUGAUCAUUUACAUAGAUGUAUGUGACAGAGAUCGAAUGAUUCUUGGUGUUAGAUCUCCUUCCCGACCUGCAUGGGCGCUGCGUAAAGGGAACUGAGUGCCCUGGACUGGAUGGCCCAACAGUUCAGGGUUAGGCGGAAGUCUGCCAUCUAGAAAGGAGACUAAGCUGCGGUACACUAAAUCAUUGACCUAGAAGGUUAACGGUGUAGCAUCCACGGAUUGGAGGAGCGGGUGCGCUCGUUAACCAAGGGGUCAUGGUUGACGGUAUAUAAAGGGGACGUAGUGAGAUGAUCUGUUCCUUGUGAUGGUUACUCUAAACCGAAAGGACCUGUAUAGAGAAAAGUACCCUGAGUGUUUUGUUUGUUUUGUCUGUCUCGUCUUUAAUAUAACUGUUUGUUUGUUAUUAGAUUAGACGGCUAACACGAUCUGGAGCUGUCGUUUAAGGCCAGCACUAAACCCGGACAACAUUGCACACUGUAUCACAGAUAACUUGUACUUCACCACAAGCACUACAGCACUCACUUUGGAUAUGUGACUGUGUUUGUGUUUUGUGUGUAUGUUCUGGAUUAUUGUUAUUAUUUACGGGACUGCAACCCAUAAUUAUCCACUGCGGAAUACGGAUCCCUGUGUACUGCCAGCCAGCCCUCCUUUUGUUUACUGUUUGGUAAUCAGACCGUUUGGAUUUACAAAAUAAAACAGAAACCAUUUCACCCGUACUUUGUUGUCUGUCUUUCAUUGUUGGAUUACAGCACUUUGUUUAUUAUUUCCAUGUCUGGUUGUCCCCACCCAGGUCCUCCUGAGCUGCACACAGGAGAGUGGGGGCCUGGUUGGGGUGUAGUGUGU
This is a messenger RNA of Acipenser ruthenus (sterlet), 3693 nucleotides long. RefSeq names its product G-protein coupled receptor 20-like. The transcript is spliced from 2 exons. Gene Ontology annotation, molecular function: G protein-coupled receptor activity. The coding region runs from base 305 to 1366 and encodes 353 amino acids. NCBI's taxonomy places the organism in Eukaryota, Metazoa, Chordata, Actinopteri, Acipenseriformes, Acipenseridae. Gene Ontology annotation, biological process: phospholipase C-activating G protein-coupled receptor signaling pathway; positive regulation of Rho protein signal transduction. Gene Ontology annotation, cellular component: membrane. The record is from RefSeq and is a predicted model, not a curated record.